This is a messenger RNA of Astyanax mexicanus (Mexican tetra), 1975 nucleotides long. RefSeq names its product afadin- and alpha-actinin-binding protein. Bases 308 to 1783 code for a protein of 491 amino acids. The record is from RefSeq and is a predicted model, not a curated record. NCBI's taxonomy places the organism in Eukaryota, Metazoa, Chordata, Actinopteri, Characiformes, Acestrorhamphidae. The transcript has 13 exons.
UGUCGCUGCUUGUCCUCGUUUUGCAGCUGAAACUGGCACUCUGUAGAAGAGCCAGAACUGCAGCACCUCCAGCUGGAGCUACAGAUACAGUUUAAUGUUAUUACCGGGUACAAAAUCAGCACAGCGUUUAAAGGCGGUUCACCAUUUUUCUAAGGCGUUUCUUUAAAACCUCUGUCGACGUGGAAUACCCCAGAUGCCCUGGUGAUGCUCUUCGUUGCUAAAAAGACAAGGUACCUGUGCAGGUGUUUGCCGCUAAAUAACUAAUCCACACAGUAUUAGCUCCUUGGAUAUAUGGAAGCCUGGAAAGAUGCCAGAGUCAUCAUAUGAAGACAUCAGCACCAUUUACUGUUACUCUACAAUGCCUCCCUCAAGGCAGUACAGCCAUUCCACAAUGCCUCUUCUGCCUGUUAGCCCUUAUAGUGGUCCCAGUGACUUCUGUACAGAGAACAAUAUAUCGGAGUGCAUGCUGUACAUCAGUCAGGAGCUAUCAUCUCUAGGCUUGCCAUCCAUUUUCUAUGACUUGAAUGGGAUUCGAGAGCUCGAUGUCACGUCGGCACUAAACGGCAUGUACGAUCUGCUGCAGUUACAGCGGCGCACUAUGGGAAUGGUGGAGGAGCUGGAAGUGGAGCAGCUCAAGGUCAGCAGUGACCUACACUGCCAGCAGCUCAGCAGCUCCAAACUCAAGGACCAGCUCGAACUCUCCAAAAAGGAAAACAUCAGAUUGAGAGAACGAGAGCGGCAGCUGGAAAUAAAUGUCAAGUCAUUACAAAGUUGUUUAAAGAAUGAAAAAGAAGAGGUCCAAAAGCUUCAGAAUAUCAUUGCCAGUCGUGCCACACAGUACAACCAUGACAUGAAGAGGAAAGAGAGGGAGUUCAAUAAACUUAAAGAACGCCUCAAUCAGUUGCUGGCUGACAGAAAAGACAAGAAACAGGGGAUGGAUGUUUUAAAUUAUGUUGGAAGGUCUGAUGGGAGGAGAAGUCAGUGGAAAACUGUAAAAACAGAUGCAAGACAUGAAAGCGAAAUGUACAAAACUCUUCUGAAUGAGUUCGAUAAACACCAGAAGGAGCUGAUGUUGGAAAAUGCAGAACUAAGGAAAGUGCUUCAGCAAAUGAAGAGGGAAAUGGUGGGCAUUUUAAGCCCCAAGAAACACAGCCAGAAAGAAGAGAAAUGCACUGAAUUCACAGAUCAGCAAGCAGCAUCUGAUGAGGAGGAGUCUUCAGAGAUGUCUUGUGAACAUGCCCGAGAGAAGCUCACCAACAGCAUUCGCCAGCAGUGGAGGAAGCUUAAACACCAUGUAGAGAACCUAGAUAACAAAGCAUCUAUGGUGCAGCUGGGGAGGGAGGUUGGUGAGCAGAUGAUUUCCAAAGAUGUCCACCAGGAUGAGAUGGAGAGACUCAAGAUGGAGAUCCAGCAGUGCAAAGACUUCAUUCAAACUCAGCAACAGCUCUUGCAGCAACAGCUGAACACUCCUUGUGAUGAGGAGACUGCUGCUGUCCUUAAUGACUGCUACAUGUUAGAAGAGAAGGAGCGUUUGAAGGAGGAGUGGAAGACAUUUGAGGAGCAAAGGAAGAACUUUGAAAUGGAGAGGAGGAGUUUCACAGAGGCAGCCAUUAGACUGGGGCAUGAGAGAAAAAUGUUUGAAGAAGAUCGAGCAACCUGGCUAAAGCAUCAGUUUUUGAACAUGACGUUUACUGAACACAUGGCCAUUAAAACACAGAAUGCCUUGUCAGACUAUUCUGUUCAAGAACAGAAACAUACAUCAGGGCCAAAGACCCCACUCUAGUGAUGGUAGUGUGAUGGAACUCUGCUGUGGAGCAUGCCUUGUCCCAGAGCCAGUCUACAUGAAUAGUAACUUCCAACACAUUUCUGCAAAAAGUGUAUGAAUAAAACUUGGCUUAAUAUUACAAAACAUCACAGGCAAUGGCGCUGUGUGCCAUUUAGAAAUAGAGUCUGAAUACAGGAUAUUUUAUUUUUA